This is a messenger RNA of Lytechinus variegatus (green sea urchin), 1979 nucleotides long. RefSeq lists its product as uncharacterized. Lineage: Eukaryota; Metazoa; Echinodermata; Echinoidea; Temnopleuroida; Toxopneustidae. Bases 673 to 1482 code for a protein of 269 amino acids. The transcript is spliced from 3 exons. The record is from RefSeq and is a predicted model, not a curated record.
UUUCACUUUGAAUAGAGGUAUUUGUUACGCUCUAAGUUAAUUCUUUUUAUCUCCAUUUGUUUACACCUAAACAUGUGUUAGCCCAUAUUAGAAAUUCUUUACCCUUUCAUACACAGUAAUUCGUAACUAGUUUUCAUUAAAAAAUAAUCCGAAGGAGUUAUUCCUCUCCAUAUACUCUUCAUAAUUUUACUUCAAAAUAACCUGCAUAAUUUCAAUUUACGUGAAAAUUAUGUUAAUUUUCUAUAAUGAUAUUGAUGAUGUAGGCAUGUAUACUUAGAUUCAUUAUAUCAUUUCAAGCCAUUAUAAUUCAAAAGAUUAAUAUAAUCUAAAUAGACUCAUGUGGUAGUGUGUGUUUAUGAUUUGUUUCUAAGAUUAAUUCUUUCUUUUUUUGUCAAUGUGAAUAUCAUUUUGCAUGGUAAAAAAUAAUCAAACAAGUUGACACACAUGCCUUUGAAGGGUUUUGUUUUGUCACUAUAAGCAUUGAAUGGAUGCAUUCGGUAGAACUCGUAAAGCAUGGGGCUUUUAUUGUAGGUUACACUCAACUACACAUCCCGUGUACAACAAAUCUACUUCCUCUGUUACAGCUAAAAUACUAGUAGGCCAGCUACAUAGUUGUCUGCAGUGAUAACAGAAUAUUGUUCAUUGUUGGCGAACGAUCAAUGAUGAUGCGUCAUGGCACCGGGUACAACCAUAGCCGUCUGUUCGUCUGUAACGUCUAAAAUAGAACCUUUCAUAACCAAGGUUUCAAGUCUUACCAAUGUGGACGUUGUAGAACUGCCUGACAAUGAUCUUGGAUUCGAUCGUCUUUCAGGAUUUGAUGGUGUAAUAGUCUGUCAUUCUGUCAGCAAUUGUCACUUAGCAGUGGAUGAUGCUGUGGACAUUCUUUUCGACAAGUUCCUGCUCACUUUCACGAAAAACUCUGGUGCAACUAAUGUCUGUGUCAUUGUUCAUGAUUUCCCUAUGGGACCAACCGACUCGUCUCUGGAGGAUCAUGCUACGAUUAAGAGUGCUUAUACGAAGAGCUUCCAGAACAAACUAUCCUCAACCUUUGAUCAUGAGCAUGGUGAUUGUCCUCAUAAGUUAUUGGUCUGUGGUAGAUUGGACAACCAGGUUGACAUGGAUGAAGCAGAGUGGACACAACUUGAAGACUUUGUGAGACAGUGUCAGAUGCAGCCAGCAUCUGCAGAAGCUUCCCAGAGGGACAGACACGUCAGAAUGUUCAGAAUGUUUCUGAUGCAACUAUUGAUGGUAUUCUUAGCAGGGACAUUCCUUGUGGUUGUAUUGACUAUCAAACUGUACCGCAGCUUGGGGACUGCUGGGGUAUCAAUCUUCAUGAUAUCAUUGAUCAGCAUGUUAUACUAUUGUUACAGUAAAGAUCAGGCAUCUCAACUCAUAACGAAAUGUGGAUUUGGGGUUAUUAUGGUAGCAGUAACUUACUUUAUCUUUUUUCUGAUUAACAAUGUGUGCAGCAUGUAUAGUUAAUCCAAAUUGCAUUAUACUGCGUGGGCAUUGGACUGCUCUAAAAUCAUAAAUAUGAAAAUGUUACUCUCUCUCAAAUCUUUAUGAACAUAUCAAAGACGGAGUGGUAAACAAUGACAAUGUUUCAGUAAAUAUCAUUUUGUUCCCUAGAAGACUAGCCUUUAGCCAAGGCACUAGGCUCUGAUAUUUGAAGAAAAAAAUGCGUCUAGAUCAUAGAGAUAUAUACUAAUAACGCAAACUAGUAAUAUAUCUCUAUGGUCAGGAUCUGGUCUGGAUACAUAGAUUAGCAUCCAAGGCGCUGUCCAGUCAUCCCCCUGUCAUGCCUGUUAACGUACAUUGCCUUAGUCUAUUUUCUAAACCCUAUCGGGCGGACAAGUAUAUAGCGCGCAAGGACUUGCCCAAACGCUAGUGAAAGACAAGCAGCAACAGUAGGAAAUGGAAUACCGGCCUUUAUUUUUCUUUCAAUGCGUACUUUUGACUUAAUUUCAUUUCAUUUCGUU